Molecule: messenger RNA, 2885 nt
Organism: Solanum dulcamara
Lineage: Eukaryota; Viridiplantae; Streptophyta; Magnoliopsida; Solanales; Solanaceae
Exons: 3
Coding region: 1900-2400 (166 amino acids)
Source: RefSeq, a predicted model, not a curated record
UAUUGGGUGAAAAUAACUUGGGCACAUGGCAGCCGGAAUAGAGGUCACGUGGCGAAAAGGAUAUUUGGCUAGAUGGCCUGAGAGAGGCAAGGCACUAGCGAGAUCAGUUUUCGAGAGAGCAUCCCAAAGGAAGAGAAAACAAUCUUAACCAGGAACUGGCAAAGGAUGCAUGACCGGAAGAGGGGGACCCGUGUCCCAGUGACGUGAACAAAGAGACACAAAGGACAGAUAUGUCAGGCUGUCCUAUAGACUCACCUGAGCACAUCAGUAAUAUUGACUGGCACCGGCUUGCCAUACAGCGCGCUCCUAUUUGUUUUAGUGCUUUUUAUAGGCUCAAGUGGAGCUUUCUGGCGGAAACCCUGCACCCUUGUAACCUGAGUUUACUUCGUCCAUUUGUAAAGGGACUCUGAAUUUUAGCAAUACAACAUUCUCAUUUUGAGCUCCAAGUUUACUUUACUCAGUCUAUCCUCCUUUAAGCAUAUUCAUUCGCUCACAAACGUCACCGGAGCUACGGCUUAUAUCUCCGGAUCCGUAACAUACAACGACAGUGAAGCUUGAAGCUUCAUUCGCUUUACUUUCUUGCUUGUUUCAUUUUCUUUCUAUAACUAAUCUUACAAUAUUCAUCAGUUAGUUACCGGAUCUGAAGUGUUAAACUAGGACACAUGUCCUUGACCUCAAACUGUAUCAUUUUACCGGUAAAUAGGUUGGUGUCCACCGUGGGACCAGGACAACUGUGUGCUGGUUUAACUCACUGAACCCUAUUUUCUCUCAAGUUUGAAUAUUGUUGUUUUGCAGGAAUUACCAAUGGCGAUAAAAAGCCUACAUGAUUUCGAAUAUACGCUGCGCGUCCUGGCAGACUAAUUAAGAUAGGUCCUUGUUGGACCGCAUUGCGGCCCAAUAGGAAAGGUUUGAAGGUCUGCGAAGGACCAUAAUCAGAAUAUUCUCUAGGAGAGCUGGAGUGAUAACAUCAGGAGCCAACAUGGAGAUGGCCAACUUGAUGAUGGAGUUGCCCAGCAAUGAACUUAGGGUAGGAUUGCAUAAAUACAAGCUCGGUUAAACCAAAGUCUGGGAACGCUCCCAGAUCAUUCUGCUGAAAUGAGUGCCGAAGAUGGAAAGACGCGAUCGAGACAAAGGGGUAUCUUCGGAAUCAAGCAAGGCUUCCACAAAGCGAUUGAAUCCUAGGAGCUCGUUCGUUUAUUCACGGUUAAAAGAAAGCUUGAUGAACGUCGAGGUCAAAACUUGGGAUGAAGUGUGUCAGCAAUACGAAUUCAUAGCUGGGGCACAGGAUGACUAUUGCAGAUUGCAUAAGAGAAUGAUGAGUGUAUGGGGAGCGGAUUCUGCUCCACCAAGCCGAUCCUCCAGGAAAGAGGUUAAUAUGAUCAUCGGAGCAGAGGAAGAUCAAUGGAAAAACAGUAUCAACAACGAAGAAGGCCAAGGUGUCAGUUAGUUACGGGAAAAGACCGGGAGAGAGUCGUAAUUCCAAGGUUGAGGCAAUUAUUUUUUAUGAACAAGAUCUGUACUACUCAGAACUCCCUCAUAACAGUCCUCUGGUAAUCUCUUUAAAUACUGUGGACUUUAAUGUUCAACCUAUGUUGAUUAAUGCAUGCAGCUCGACAAAUAUUAUCCACAAGCGAGACAUAUGCUAUAAAUAUCACAUAAAUCCUUUGAAGAUUAUUGGGAAACCUUGUUAAACAAUUACCAACUCAAGAGAUGAUUAUAAAAUAGCCAAAACUAUUAAAAGUUCAAUAGCUAGUUGGCACUUGGAGACAAUUCGGCUACUUAUAAAUAGUGGCCGGUGGUAAGUCGAAUCUAUGCACUCUCUCUCUCUCUCUCUGAAUUUAGUGGAAACAAGAAUAUCUCUCUCUGAAUUCAGUAGAAGCAGGAAUCAAGAAGAUCAAAAUGUGUAAUGAACAUAGUAAUAAAGAAGCUGGGAGAGAAGAAUCUCCAAGGCAAGAAGUCCAUAGAGAAAAGGAUGCAAUUUCGCCCAAAAAGCCAGUGGUAAUUGAAGAUCAAGAAGACAACAACACUACUGAGAAGUCAAGAACUGGUUCUCUUCACAUCAAUGACUGCAAGCUAAAUGGAUCAAUCAAGAAUGUAAGUGAAAUUAAAGAAGGUGAUGCAGAAAUCGAUGGUAUAGUACUGGACCCAGAGGAUGGGAGUACAGAUAUACAAGAAACAAUACUGAAUGAAGUCAAGAUUCAGGAAAAUAUCAUCAUCACCAAUUCUGGAGGAGAAACUGGCCGUGUUAGUACGUUGACAAUUAGAGAAGCAUUGAUAUACAAGAAACUAACAAAAUCUGACCUUUUCAGUUCCAAUGGAUUACGGUUCCCGGGGAAAGAAGUCAGAGAGAAACUCCUUCCUCAUAUUUCUGCACCUGCUCUCCUCGAAAAAAAUAUCUAAUUUUAGUUGAUCAUCAAGAACAAGAAUGGGACAUGUUACUUUUGCGUCAAAAUGAACAUCUCUACUUUCUUAAAGGACAUUGGUAUGACUAUGCGGAUGUAUACAAUUUGGCUGUUUCAGAUACUGUCGUUAUUGGGAGGAUUAUCAAGCAGCAAGUGAAAGAAGAUGUGGAUUUUUCUGCAGUGAGUAAGAUUGGCGAUCACGACUGGGACACCAUCUUUCCUCCCAAUUCAACAUGGCAGAUUGAACGAGUUAAUAAUAUUAAUGUAGAGGACGUCGGACAGCAAGAUGAAUUAGCAGAGCAAACUGAAAUUAAAGAUAUUGGCAAAGUUGAACUAGUUGUAGUUAUGUAUGAAAUCACAAUCAAGAGAGGCCCUGAAAAUACUAUGUUAUACUAUAGUUAGUUUGAGUACCGUUGCAUGAAAAAUGUAUAGAGAACACUCAAAUGAAGUAUUAUAAGAGAAAUACACGUAAAUUUAGAUUUU